AUGUCUUUUGAAUCCUACAAAAAGGCAUUCCAUAAAAGAUUCGAUGUAUGGAAUGCGAUAAUUGGGAAUCGGGCAACCAGAAUCGUCUUGGGUAAAACUUUCGAAAAUUCGGAAAUUUCGAGUUCCAUGAAAAAUUUCGAAACUUAUGAAGUUUCUGAACUUCUGAAAAUCCGAAAUUCUAGGCUGAGCAAUUCUCAAAGAGCAAUACUGAGAAUCCAAAAAUGCUCCAAAAAUGCAUUACGGAUUUCUCUCGAAGUAAACCAAUACCCUCUUCCCAUCUGUCCCUUUCUCUGCGUCUCUUAUUUCCCUAUAGUCUCUCGCCGAGAGGACUACAGAGAAGUCAUCUCGAUCCACAUCGGACAAGCCGGAGUCCAAAUCGGUAACGCCUGCUGGGAAUUGUAUUGUCUGGAGCAUGGAAUUCAACCCGAUGGUCAAAUGCCAUCUGAUAAAUCCCUCGGAGGAUCCGAUGACUCAUUCUCCACGUUUUUCUCUGAAACUGGAUCUGGAAGACACGUUCCAAGAGCGAUUAUGGUGGACUUGGAGCCAACUGUCAUUUUUAUCGUUUUUUUCUAUCUCUCAAGAAUGUUGAGAUAUGCGCCUUCAAAUUUGCCCCCCACAAAAAAACAUGUUCCAGACGAGAUCCGCACCGGCACCUACCGUAGUCUCUUCCAUCCGGAACAACUGAUCACCGGAAAAGAAGAUGCCGCUAAUAACUACGCCCGUGGUCAUUAUACAAUUGGAAAAGAGAUCAUCGACUUGACCCUGGACCGUAUCCGUCGUCUGGCUGACAACUGUACCGGACUACAAGGAUUUUUGGUUUUCCAUUCGUUUGGAGGCGGUACUGGAUCCGGAUUCACUUCCCUUUUGAUGGAGCGACUCUCUGUGGAUUACGGUAAAAAGGCGAAAUUGGAGUUCUCGGUGUAUCCGGCUCCACAGGUCUCCACUGCUGUCGUGGAGCCAUACAACUCCAUUCUGACCACCCAUACCACUUUGGAGCACUCCGAUUGCUCAUUCAUGGUUGAUAAUGAGUAUGGGCUCAUUUUAGAAGCUCUAAUCAAGCUUAAUUCACAAAUUGUAUUCUUAAAAAUUAUUUUUCAGGCAAUCUACGACAUUUGUCGUCGCAACCUGGACAUCGAACGUCCAUCCUACACAAAUCUCAAUCGGCUGAUCGGCCAAAUCGUUUCCUCGAUCACUGCGUCUCUUCGUUUCGAUGGAGCACUCAACGUCGAUCUAACUGAAUUCCAGACAAAUUUGGUCCCAUAUCCACGUAUUCACUUCCCACUGGCCACAUUUUCUCCGGUGAUCUCCGCUGAAAAAGCGUACCAUGAGCAGUUGUCGGUGGCUGAAAUCACCAAUAUGUGCUUCGAACCGCAUAAUCAAAUGGUCAAGUGUGAUCCACGUCACGGAAAAUAUAUGGCCGUUUGUCUUCUGUUCCGUGGUGACGUCGUCCCGAAAGACGUCAAUGCUGCUAUCGCUACCAUUAAGACCAAGAGAAGCAUCCAAUUUGUGGAUUGGUGUCCCACUGGAUUCAAGUUCCAGGUCGGAAUCAACUACCAACCACCAACCGUCGUCCCAGGAGGUGACCUAGCCAAGGUGCCACGUGCCGUAUGCAUGUUGUCCAACACCACGGCCAUCGCCGAGGCUUGGGCUCGCCUGGACCACAAAUUCGACCUUAUGUACGCCAAGAGAGCAUUUGUCCACUGGUAUGUUGGAGAAGGAAUGGAAGAGGGCGAGUUCUCGGAGGCUCGUGAGGAUUUGGCUGCGUUGGAGAAGGACUACGAGGAAGUUGGUGUCGAUAGUCUCGAGGAUAAUGGAGAGGAGGGCGAUGAGUAUUGA
Messenger RNA from Caenorhabditis briggsae, 1836 nucleotides. RefSeq names its product Protein CBR-MEC-12 (gene Cbr-mec-12). NCBI's taxonomy places the organism in Eukaryota, Metazoa, Nematoda, Chromadorea, Rhabditida, Rhabditidae. Gene Ontology annotation, molecular function: GTP binding; structural constituent of cytoskeleton. Gene Ontology annotation, biological process: microtubule cytoskeleton organization; mitotic cell cycle. Gene Ontology annotation, cellular component: cytoplasm; microtubule. The record is from RefSeq and is a predicted model, not a curated record. Bases 1 to 1836 code for a protein of 611 amino acids. The transcript is spliced from 7 exons.